GCGGCGCAGGCGCACUGGGCCCUCGGCGCGGACCGCGCAGACUGAAUAAUAAAAGGGGAGCGGCGAAGAGGCAGGAAGACAGGACCAUGUCGAAGGGCCCCGGGCCCGGCGGCUCCGCAGCUUCCUCGGCGCCCCCGGCCGCUACCGCUCAGGUGCUGCAGGCACAGCCCGAGAAACCGCAGCACUACACGUACCUGAAGGAGUUCCGCACAGAGCAGUGUCCGCUGUUUGUGCAGCACAAAUGCACGCAGCACCGGCCCUACACCUGCUUCCACUGGCACUUUGUGAAUCAGCGGCGCCGCCGGUCCAUUCGCCGUCGGGACGGCACCUUCAACUACAGUCCUGACGUCUACUGUACCAAGUACGACGAGGCUACAGGCCUCUGCCCGGAGGGCGACGAGUGCCCAUUCCUGCACAGGACCACGGGGGACACUGAGCGCAGGUACCACCUGCGCUACUACAAGACUGGAAUCUGCAUCCACGAGACAGACUCAAAGGGCAACUGCACCAAAAACGGCCUGCACUGCGCUUUUGCCCACGGGCCUCAUGACCUCCGCUCCCCUGUCUACGACAUCAGGGAGCUCCAGGCCAUGGAGGCCUUGCAGAACGGCCAGGGCACAGUGGAGGGCAGCGUAGAGGGCCAGUCGGCUGGAGCUGCGAGCCAUGCCAUGAUAGAAAAAAUCCUCAGUGAGGAGCCUCGGUGGCAAGAAACCACUUACGUGCUGGGGAACUAUAAGACAGAGCCGUGCAAGAAGCCCCCACGGCUGUGCCGCCAGGGCUAUGCCUGUCCCUACUACCACAACAGCAAGGACCGGCGGCGGAGCCCCCGGAAGCACAAAUACAGGUCGUCUCCAUGUCCAAACGUCAAACACGGGGAUGAAUGGGGAGACCCCGGCAAGUGUGAGAACGGAGACAGCUGCCAGUAUUGCCACACCCGCACGGAGCAGCAGUUCCACCCAGAGAUCUACAAGUCCACCAAGUGCAACGACAUGCAGCAGUCGGGCAGCUGUCCCCGGGGACCUUUCUGCGCCUUUGCCCACGUAGAACAGCCACCCCUGAGUGAUGACCUCCAGCCCUCCUCAGCUGUAUCCAGCCCCACCCAGCCAGGGCCUGUCUUGUACAUGCCAUCUGCUGCCGGAGACUCGGUGCCUGUGAGCCCCUCCAGCCCGCAUGCCCCCGACCUCAGCGCUCUCCUCUGCAGGAACAGCAGCCUAGGCAGCCCCUCCAAUCUCUGUGGCUCCCCACCAGGCUCCAUCAGGAAGCCCCCGAACCUCGAGGGCAUCGUCUUCCCCGGGGAGACAGGCCUCACCCCUGGCGGCCAUAAGAAGGCCCCUGGCUUUGAGAGGGAAGACCAGGUGGGAGCCGAGUACCUGAGAAAUGUCAAGUGCCAGGCCAAAUUAAAAUCUCACUCACUAGAGCCCAGGAGUCAAGAGCAGCCUCUGCUUCAGCCCAAACAGGACAUGCUGGGCAUCCUCCCUGUGGGCAGCCCCCUCACCUCCAGCAUCUCUUCUAGCAUCACCUCCAGCCUGGCAGCUACUCCCCCCAGCCCCGUGGGCACCAGCAGCGUCCCUGGCAUGAACGCCAAUGCUCUGCCCUUCUACCCCACUAGCGACACAGUGGAGUCCGUCAUAGAGUCUGCCUUGGAUGACCUGGACCUGAACGAGUUUGGGGUGGCCGCCUUGGAGAAGACUUUCGAUAACAGCACAGUGGCCCACGCGGGCAGCAUCACAAUCGGUGGAAGUUUGCUGCAGAGCUCUGCACCUGUCAACAUCCCUGGCUCCCUGGGCAGCUCUGCCUCCUUCCACUCUGCGUCCCCGUCCCCUCCAGUCAGCCUGUCCUCACAUUUCCUGCAGCAGCCCCAGGGCCACCUGAGCCAGUCAGAAAACACAUUUUUGGGGACCUCAGCAUCCCAUGGAUCUUUAGGUCUGAACGGGAUGAGCAGCGGCAUCUGGGAGCGUUUUGCCUCUGGAAGUUUCUCCCCGGGCACUUCCCCUGCCUUCCUGUCAGGGCCAGGGGCUGCUGAGCUGGCCCGGCUUCGGCAAGAGCUAGACGAGGCCAACGGCACCAUCAAGCAGUGGGAGGAGUCCUGGAAGCAGGCCAAGCAGGCUUGUGAUGCCUGGAAGAAGGAGGCAGAGGAGGCCGGGGAGCGGGCCAGCGCAGCAGGUGCCGAGUGCGAGCUGGCCCGGGAGCAGCGGGAUGCUCUGGAGGUGCAGGUGAAGAAGCUGCAGGAGGAGCUGGAGCGGCUGCACGUGGGGACCGAGCCCCAGCCCUUGCCCUCCUUCUCGGACCUGGAGGCGCUCUCUCUCUCCACCCUCUACUCCCUCCAGAAGCAGCUGCGGGCCCACCUGGAGCAGGUGGACAAGGCUGUGUUCCACAUGCAGUCGGUGAAAUGCCUUAAGUGUCAAGAGCAGAACCGGGCGGUGCUGCCGUGCCAACACGCCGUGCUGUGCGAGCUCUGUGCAGAGGGCAGCGAGUGCCCCGUCUGCCAGCCCAGCCGGGCCCAUGCCCUGCAGUCGUGACCCUGUGGGCCCGGCCCAGCCCGGCCAGCCCAACCCCUCCCCUAGGACUUUUUAAAGUAUAUAUAUAUAUAUAUGUGUAUGUAUGUACGUAUGUAUGUAUGUAUAUGUAUAUGGUUAUAUAUAUGUAUACAUCUCUGCGUGUGCAGGUAUGCGUGGUGGCCAGUGAGUGAGCAGUGUCUGUGUGUAUCUGUACAUAGAUGUAGACACACACUUUAAAGCAGACUUACCAAGCACUUUUUAAAAGACCUAUUUGGCAGGCCUCCCUGCCCUCCCCUCCCUUCACAGAGAAAAAGCCCCGUCCUCCCACGGGCCUUCUGGCGAUAAUCUGUUCCUGUCUCUUUUUAUGUAGGAACUAACUAUUUUUAACUUCUUUCUGGGCCUGAGCAGGGGGAAGGGUGGGAAUCUGGAAGGGGCUGAGGGGAGGGGAGAAGCCUUCAGGGCAGGCCCUCUGACCGAGCCAGGGCAAGCUGGAGGACUCCGCUCCCAGCUGUGAGGGCCUUGGAGCUCAGCUACCCUGGCUCCUGGGUUUACCAGAUGUAGAUUGAGUGCUGGGAAGGACAGCAGGGGCUGGCAGGCCAAAGCUGCAGGGCCAGCCCCACGCCCACACUUGGGCGGCAAGAUCUGUCCUGUCCCUCAGGUUCCAGAGGCCUGGGGUCCACCCCGCCUUCUCUGGAGCUCCCCCAGAACAGCCUCCCUAGCUCACUGUUCUGGGGGGCAGUGCCCUGAGCUUCCCCCGCCCCCUCCCUUCUCUCUGCCCUGGCCUGCCUGUGUGCUGUCCGCCCCUCCUCCUGGCAGCUAGCAGGGCAAUUGGUGGGGAGGAGCGUGGACAGAGGACCAAGGGGGGCGCAGGCCCCGCCCUCCUGCCCAGGAGGGGCUCGUAUGCAUUCCUUGGUGCUCUUGAGUGCAGCUGACGGCCUGCCCGUGUGGGCAGACGCCUGUGUGCAUGUGUGUGCGUGCCUGUCCCAUGUUUAUUGUGUCUUAGCUUCCAUUUAAAGAAUUGUACAGAGAGAGAGGCAGCGGGGGUGGGAGGGCAGAGGGAAGCCACCCUGCUCCACACCGGGUGUCGGGCGGAGGCAAGAGGGCGGGAGAGGUCUGGCCGCAGCCCAGCGCCCCCCAUCCCCUUUGGGCUCAGCACGAAAGGGCUUUCAACGAAUUAAGUGAAAACUUUCUCCUUUUUUACAAAAAUGCAAAAAUCAACAAAGCUCCAAGCCUGUUGGAAUAAAAUAGGAACUUGCAGUGGUGGCUUGUUUA
Messenger RNA from Lepus europaeus (European hare), 3770 nucleotides. It is a transcript of the gene UNK, whose product is annotated as unk zinc finger. The transcript has 16 exons. The record is from RefSeq and is a predicted model, not a curated record. Gene Ontology annotation, molecular function: metal ion binding; mRNA CDS binding. Gene Ontology annotation, biological process: cell morphogenesis involved in neuron differentiation. Bases 87 to 2519 code for a protein of 810 amino acids. NCBI's taxonomy places the organism in Eukaryota, Metazoa, Chordata, Mammalia, Lagomorpha, Leporidae.